Molecule: messenger RNA, 1508 nt
Organism: Vigna unguiculata (cowpea)
Lineage: Eukaryota; Viridiplantae; Streptophyta; Magnoliopsida; Fabales; Fabaceae
Source: RefSeq, a predicted model, not a curated record
AGAACAUCAUCAUCCCAUUUUGUUUGUCCCCUUCCCACACUCUCUUUCUGUCUCUCACUCGCCCAUUUGCAUUUUCUCUCUCUCCAAUGAUCAAUGACUGAAGAAACAUGGAAACACCCACACUCACAUCAAUCGCUCUUUCUCUCUCAUCACCACAAAAACUGAAAAGGAAAAAGAAAUGACGGGAAACACAAAAGAAAGGAAAUUAGCUAAAUUCAUGGCUUCAAACCUUCUCCAACCAUACCCAACCAUACAACGCAACACAAACCCGUUCUCUUUCUCUGUCAUAAAAAUGUGUUCCCCUAUUUGCCCUUCUGCAACACCUCCAACAAUCGCAUCUUCAUCACUUUCUCUCAAACGACAAUAUUUUUCACCGAGUUAUGUGGACUUCGUUUUGAGUUUUAUUUGUCCUGGUCAGAGUACCACAGAGAAAACAGGAAAGCCAGAAGAACCUUCUCUGUCAUUAAUCUGCUUGUUACCUUUACUUUUUGUUGUUGUUGUUGUUGGUUCUUUGUUUGUGGUUUGCUCUGUUAUUUUCUGAUCCGAUGAAGAAGAUGAAAGGGGUUGUGUCUGCGGAGUAUACACCUUAUGGUGCGUGUGAGGAUCAGACGGCUAGUUUCAGGCAUCAGAGUCUUUUGCGCGAUUAUGAAGACCUGCACGAGGAAACAAAUGCCACGAGAAUGAAACUGCAGGCUGCGAAGCUGAAAAACUCGAUACUGUCGGCAGAACUUCGAUUUUUGAGGCAACGUUACAGAUAUUUGAUGCAAAAUCCUUCUCCAAAACAAGACACUUCACACCAGCAAAAGCUUAAAGUCCAUGCUACCCUUAUCAGAAAGGGCAAGAAACAUAAUAGAGAGGAAUCUACUUUGCACCCUGCCACAACCUCUCAUUUGAAAUCUAAAGGAAGGAUUUCCAAUAGAGUUGGGAGCACAGUGCAAAAAACAGUUCCUAUGUUUGAUUUAAACCAGAACGCUUUGAGCCUUAGUAAAAAGGAGCCUUCUUUUCUAAAUUCUGCUCCAGUGGCUGACUUAAAUCACGAAGAUAGAAUUCAUAGUGGGAAAGAAGCCUCAAAGAAGAACAUCAGUAAAUUUUUUGACUUGAACCAGAUUUGGAGAGAAGAGGAGGAAUUCCUUGGUAUUGAGGCCAUGAGGGUUGAAGAACAAAAGAGAAUUAUCGAAGAACAGCACCAUGACAUGAAGUUGUCGGUUUGUAGAAAUGUUGGGAAUGGUUCAAACAGUGCAAUGAAGAGGAAGAUCUCUUGGCAAGAUCAGGUGGUAUUGAGGGUUGGAACUUAACCAGUUGAGUUGGUAAAAAAUAGCAGGAAUUUGAUAAUAUAUAGAUUUUUGUUUUUGCAUGUGCUUACCCCUUUCAGUUUUAUUUUCUUUUUUGUGAAGAUAGAGCAUAGCAUUAUAUGUUUAAUAUAUAUAAGAUGAGAUGAAAGGGGUAAUUUAUUUAUCACCAGAAACCAUUAUUUCUAGUGAAUUCAAUUUGUCAUCUGCACUGCAAAA